Molecule: messenger RNA, 195 nt
Organism: Botrytis sinoallii
Lineage: Eukaryota; Fungi; Ascomycota; Leotiomycetes; Helotiales; Sclerotiniaceae
Exons: 2
Coding region: 1-195 (64 amino acids)
Source: RefSeq, a predicted model, not a curated record
AUGCAACAACGAGAAUUUCAAAGCCCCAUCCGUUACCAACAAAACAAAACAAAACAACCCACCAAAAAGGAAAAGGAAACAGAACUUCCUAUACCAUACCAUACCUAUCCCAUGGCACCCCAUCGUGCCCUCAACAUGCCACACCCCUCCACCCAGACCCCUCCACCCCAAACUUUCGAGGAUCUCAAUAACUAG